Molecule: messenger RNA, 787 nt
Organism: Juglans microcarpa x Juglans regia
Lineage: Eukaryota; Viridiplantae; Streptophyta; Magnoliopsida; Fagales; Juglandaceae
Exons: 4
Coding region: 138-494 (118 amino acids)
Source: RefSeq, a predicted model, not a curated record
GUUAAUAAUACCCUUUGGUACCGAAGCACUCUUUCUAAAGUUCCUCUCUCAGACCCCUUUUUGGUUAUUGAGAAAAUGUCAGGAAAGAAAUCUUUCGAGUCUUCAAGGAAAAAAGAAAAGAAAGGACAAACUUUUCAAUGUAUUCGAGUGGUAAAAGGCUUGCUUGCCAAAAAAAAGAAUUUACCCAAGUUACAGCUACAUUACUUUGCUGGGUUGGGUUUUUUUUUCCCUUGAAACCGAUGUCAAACAAACAUACUCGGAAUUUUGCCUUUUUAUUUUCUUCACAUUUUCUCGGGAACCGAAUGGGUGGAAAGAAUGAGAACCGACUCAUUCGGAUGGUGAAGUACAUCCAAGGAGAUUAUCUCCUGGUAGACUCUCAAGGCAAGCAAAUGCCAGAACAGCUCCAAAGCUUCUUGCCACCUGCAAUGCAAAUAGCGGCAUUUUGUCUGUUAUUGUACCCAUAUGGUGAUGGCUGGUUAUUGGGUUGGACCUGAUCCUGAUGAUGGUUGGGGCUUUGUUGAAGCUUUUGUCAAUCAAACCUUUUGAUUUUUGGUUUAUUUUGCUUACCUUACUAGAUGAAUGUCAAAUGUGGAAUGUUAGGUCAUGAUGCAUGCUACUCUACUCUGGUACACGAAGCACCGCACUGUUACACCAUUAAAGAAAAUUGUGGUCAAAGCUGUAGUAGAACUAACAUAGUUUUAGCUAUUUAAGUACCUUCAACUGUAACUCACCAGCUUGCAAUUAUCAGCAAGAGGUAUUAGGAGGUGCACUCACAAAUUGACCAAAG